CAGGUGAUGGAAAAUGUUUCAGUUGACACGCUCUUUACUCUUUCAGGUUUAAAUUUUACAUUGGAACAAAGAAUUACGCUCUUCUUUCUGACUUUACUGUGGUACAUAAUGAUUCUGUUGGGAAAUAUUGCUAUUAUUGUUGCUAUCAUUGUGGAUAAAAACCUCCAGGAGCCAAUGUAUAUCUUCUUGUGUAAUCUAUGCUUCAAUGCAUUGUAUGGAACUGCCGGUUUUUACCCCAAAUUCCUCCUGGAUCUUCUAACAUCUCAUGUCAUUUCUUACGCUGGAUGCAUGCUACAGGGUUUUGUAAUACACUCAUCUGUUUGCGGAGAUUUUUCUAUCUUAGCCCUGAUGGCUUAUGACAGAUAUGUGGCUAUAUGUCGACCCCUAGUCUACCAGUCAGUUAUGACGAAGCAGAGAAUCUCCAUUUUUGUGCUUUUCUCCUGGCUCUUACCGCUUUAUUGUAUGUUUAUGAACACGGCAACAUUAUUAGGAUCAAGGUUAUGUGGCUCACACAUAAACAGAAUCUAUUGUGUUAACUGGAUGAUAACGUCUAUUACUUGCUCACCACCCAAAGCAAACUCUGCAGUUUCAUAUUUUAAUGUUUUGUUUUAUUUUGGCCAUUUUGUGUUUAUUUUUUGGUCUUACUUGUAUCUGAUAAGAACAGCCAUAUCAUCCAAAGAGAAGUGGGGGAAGUUCAUGCAGACGUGCUUGCCACAUUUAAUCUCUCUCAUCACUUUUACAACAACUGUCCUUUUAGAUUUAUUGUACAUGAGAUUUGGGUCACUUGAUUUAUCUCAGGAUCUCAAUAAUUUUAUGGCAAUGGAAUUUCUACUUAUUCCUCCGGCUAUGAAUCCAUUUAUUUAUGGAUUCAAACUGACCAAAAUCCGCAACAAAUUCUUGAAUUUAGUUUAUAUUAAAAGGAAAGAUGUGAAAGAAUGA
Molecule: messenger RNA, 939 nt
Organism: Seriola aureovittata
Lineage: Eukaryota; Metazoa; Chordata; Actinopteri; Carangiformes; Carangidae
Product: olfactory receptor-like protein COR4
Exons: 1
Coding region: 7-939 (310 amino acids)
Biological process (GO): G protein-coupled receptor signaling pathway
Cellular component (GO): membrane
Molecular function (GO): G protein-coupled receptor activity; olfactory receptor activity
Source: RefSeq, a predicted model, not a curated record